GUCCUUCAUUCCGUCGCGACCAGCGAGUAACGGCAUAUGAGCGCUCGCAGAGAAAUCGCUAAUCACGAACGGCGGACGACACAAGCCCAAGAAGAACAGGCAUAGGGGAAAAAAAGAAAGCAAAAAAUGAAAAAGAAUUGCCAACAGUAGCAGCAGUUAAAUAAUUAAAGAAGUGCCAGAUCGCAAAACAACAGUGUGCAACCCUUUUUUUUGACAAGUUAUUUUCGAGUGAAAAGCUGUGGAAAUCUGUGUAAAACUGCAGUAUACAACUGAAAAGCAAGAAGCUCUGUAAAAGCGAUGCAACAACAACGACAACAACAACAGCAGCAGCAACAACAACAAAAAGUGUAGUGGGUCGCACGCGCGACUUGUGUGUGUGAAUAAUGAAGAAGAAGCAGAAGCAGAAGCAACAACAACAGCAGCAGCAGAGGCAGAGCAAGGCGCCAUCUGAAGCGGAAUCGGAGGCAGACCGCCCCGGCAGCAACAGCAGCAGCACCAGCAACAACAAGCAUUCGCCAGCAGCAGCAUCAACAACAACAACAGCCAAGCGGCGGCAAGUCAGCAGCAGCAACAAGAACACCAGCAAUCACAAAAACAACAGCAAACGCUGCAGUCGCAGCAGCAGCAGUCGCAGCAGCAGCAGCAGCAGCUGCAGUAGCAGCAGCAGCAGCAGCAGCAGCAACGCUAGCGUCGGCAGCAGCAUGUCCAAAACAAGCAGCGGUAAUCCAGCAGCAGCAGGUGCAACAAAUGCCGCGAAUGCCGCUGAUUUCAGUGCUUUCGAUUUUAACGAUAGUUCCGAUAACUCCGACACGCCCCUCGUGCCACGCCCACCGUUCCUGAGUCGCGCCGCUGCAACGGCCGCCGCAGCAGCAGCUGCAGCAGCAGCGCUCAGCAUCAGCAACAACAGCAACAAUUCGGCGGGAUCAGCGGGUCAGCUGCCGCACAGCACGAGCAGCAGCAGCAACAACAAUAACAACAACAACAAUGGGGCUAACUCCGUUAACAGCAACGCCAACAACAACAACUAUGGCCACAGUAGCAGCAGCUCGCAGAGCAGCAUGGACGAAGAGGAGGAGGACGACGAGGAGGAGGACGAAGAGGAGGAGCAGGAUGUGUCGCAGCAACAGCAGCAACAGCAGCAGCAACAACAAUUGGCGGCGGAGCAGCAGCAACGGGCUGCAGCAGCGGCAGCUGUAGUUGCAGCAGCAGUUAGUGCGCUGCACAACGGCAACAAGCAGCAGCACUACAACAACAAUAAUAACAACAACAAUAACGGUAACACCAAGUCACGUGAUCGCGCCGAUCACCAUCUGCAGUCGCAGCAGCAGGAGCACGACGAUGAUGAGGAUGACGACGAGGAGGAUGGCGAGGAGGAAGAGGAUGAGGAUGACGAGGAGCAGCACCAGGAGCAGCAGCAGCAGCAGCAUCAGGGCAAUGGGCAUGAUCUCACGCCCACGGACCUGCGACAUCUGAUGCCGGCGAGCAACAAUAUGCAGCAACAGCAUACGCAGCAGCAACAGGAGCCGGCUGCCUACGACGAUGAGGGUGAGGAGGAGGACGAAGAUGAUGACGACGAGGACGAGGUGGCCAGCAGUCAUCUGGACAGCCGCGCCACCCUCUCCUCCGCCCAUCUGAGCAGUGCGGCCGCCGCCGAAAGCAGCGGCCUGCACAUGAGCGUUGCAGCAGCGGCAGCUGCAGCAGCAGCGGCGGCAGCAGCCGUCUCCGCAGCCAAGCUGAACGCCCAGCUGGAGCAGCAGCAGAGUGCCAAUGCCUUGGACAUGGCCAGCGGGAGCAGUGCCACGACCAUUGCGCCGCCACCGCCCAGUAGUUUGCUGGGCGGUAACAGCAACACGAGCUUCUCCACGAACAACAACAGCAACCACGCGCUCAGCUCGACGCACGGCAGCUUGGGCCCGGGCGGUCAGGGCACCAAUUGCAGCAACGAUCUGAUGGCCACCGGUGGCGGCAACUCCCGCGGCGGUUCCUCCCUCAGCCUGGGCAUCAACUCCUCCAGUGCGGCGGCGUUGCAGCACCAGCACCAACAGCAGCAGCAGCAACAGCAACAGCAGCAACAUGGUGGCGGCAGCGGGGGCAGCAGUGCGGCCAGCGAAAGGAGAAAGUACCGCCAUCAGAACUACAGUAAAAACAUCUACAUAGGCACCAAGAACGCGGAGAAGUGGGAGCACAUGCGCACGCGGCUGCAGUUCAAGAACGAUGUGGAGUUCGUUGCCUACCUUUUGAACCUGGCGGAUAACGAUACGGAUCGACUGAACAACCUGCCCCCGCCCUCCCCCGCGAACACGCCCACAAAAGGCUUCGAUGGCAACUUCAAGCUGGAGCCGAAUCUCAGCGCCAAGGACUUUGCCGCCCCAGCCGAAUCCUCGAUCAAUGGCAACGGCAGCGGAAAUGGGAACACGAGCGGAAACGGAAAUGGUGACUCCGCCUCGGCGGCCUCCAUUCCCAUGGCCACGCCCACCCCGCCACAACGCAAGCGCUACAAGAAGCGCGUGCAAUUCACCUCGGAGGCGCUGAACGGAUUUGCGGGCAAGAACAAAGGAUCGGGAUCCGGCGGAGCAGGAGCCGGAUUCAGCUACGCCAAGUCCAAGAAGCAGGAGGCCAAGGCGGCGACGGCGGCACUUAAGGCCAGCGCCGCAGCGGCUGCGGCGGCAGCCGCAUCCUCCGCCCUGCCCGAGGUCCUCGACUGUCGCAUCGCCGAGAAGAUCAAGAGCGAACUGGAGGCGAACAGCAAGGAGUCCCUGCCGAAUGCCCUGUGCCUCAAAAAAGCAGCCGCUGCAGCGGCGGCAGCAGCGGCCGCAGCAGCAGCAGUCGCUGCAGCGGCCAAUGGAAGCGAAGAGGAGGACGAGGACGAAGACCAGCCGCCGCACCCCCACCUACUGCCAGUUUUGCCGCCCGCCGAUGCCGUUGAUGGCAUCACCGCCAGCAAUGGUCAGGCGGGCAACUUCCAUGUGCGCUCCAAGUCGCAGGGCUCGAAGAAAUCUCAGGCGGCCAAAGCGGCGGCCAUGAUGCCACCCAAUUCGUACGAUGAGCACGACGACGAACCGGGCGCCGGAUUGGGCGGAAACGACGAGGACGACGACGAUGACGAGGAGCUGGACGAGGAGGCGCUGGCCCGCGAAAUGAAAAUGGAGCAGAAUUUCGUCGAAGAGGAGGACGAGCACGACAUUGCCUUCCGGUCGCAUCAAUCCUGCCGCGAGUGCUCCAUUGCCCACGAUCACAAGCUGUGCCCGCUGCGGAAUGCCUGCGGCAAUGUGACCGAUGCAGUGGAUCUGGGCGAGUGGAUAGAGCGUCGGAAUCUGGAGGCACUGGCCAAGCUGAAGGCCGAUGCGCAGCGGCAGGCGAAGCGGGCCAGCGGGCGACAGCGGCACGAGGACGACGACAUGGAGGAUAUGGAGGACAUGGACAUGGACAUGGACGAGUCGUCGCAGCUGUCGGAGCUGGAGACCAAGCCGCUGAUCACCUUCGCCGAGGCCUCCGUGCCGGCGGAAUUCGAGCUGCACAACGUGGAGCCCAAUGUGACCGGCGUGUUCGCGCGCACCGAGGUGAGGGCAUUCACCAAACUGGGCCCACUGAUCGGACAGCCAGUGCAGACCGGCGAGGUGCGCGAGGGCAGCGACAUGAAGUGGAUCUUCGAGAUGUGCGAGGCCGGCGCGGACAAGUCGUAUCUGCUGUGCUGCGACAAUCCCAACGCCUCCAAUUGGCUGCGAUUCGUGCGACCGGCUCCCAGCUACGAGGAGCGCAACGUCAACCUGGUGUCCAUCGAUCGGCAGGCGUAUUUCGUCAGCUGUCGCGAUCUGCGAAAUGGAAUGGAGCUGCUCUACUGGAGCGACGACUGCAACACCAUGUGGCGCAAAAAGCACACGGAAAAGACGAAUUGCGGCGGCUGCAAUCUGAAGUUCGAGCACCCCCUGUACUAUCGCACCCACUGCUCCGUCUUCCACGAUCCCUCGAUGAGCCUGACCAUCCGCAAGUACCAUUGCAAGGUGUGCGGCGAACCGGUGCUGGGCAAGGAUAACAUCAUGAAGCAUGCGGCGGAGAAGCACGACGGCAAGGGGGCGUACCAGUGCCAAUUCUGCAGCAAGUUCUUCCUGCGGCUCAACUACCUGGAGAUGCAUCGCACCUACGGAUGCGCCUCGAAUCCGAAUCGUUCGCGACCGGUGUGCGAUUUUUGCGGUCGCAAGUUCUGCCAGCCGCAGAAACUGAAGGCGCACAUUAAGCGCAUGCACAGCGGAUCGCGAGCGGCACUGCAGCGCCACUCGAAGGAGGUGCACAGCCGCAACUCGACGGUGGUGAGCUGUCCGCGGUGCCAGAAACUCUUCCAGAACCGCAGCAAUCUCAAGAUCCAUAUGCUGACCCACUCGGGCGUCAGGCCGUUCAAAUGCGCCGAGCCGGAGUGCAAUGCGGCGUUCACCACCAAGCAGUGCCUGCAGUUCCACUAUAAGAAGGUGCACAACUACACCCAGGAGCAGAUGCCCAAGAUCGAGCGGAGCGUGGCCUACACCUUCGAUGCCUAUUCCGGCGGCAUGAAGGUCGAUUUUCUGGGUAAGCAGACGGCGACGGCUACGCCGGCUUCAGCGGCAUCGGCGCAGGCGCAGCCACGCCCUAAUGCGGCCGUCGUCUCCCCCUCCUCGUUCACAGAGCAAGCACCGCGCCGGCGGCGCAAGAGCCUCGAGGACCAGAGCUCCAUGCUAAGCGGAUCGCUGCAGAGCGACGCGGAGUUCAGCGAUGACAACCUAUUCGAGGCGAUCAAGAAGAGCGGCAAGUCGAUCAAGGACCUGUGUCGCAACGAGCCCAAUCUCUCGCUGCUCAGCUCGAAGAUCUCCAGCAUAUUCGGCGACAAGGUGCCAUCGGCCACGGCCUCCCUUUCCGCUUCCGUUUCGGCCGUCGCCUCCUCGGGCGCUCGCAAGCGGAAGCGCAAGAAGGAGCCGGUCGUGCCGGCCCAGCAGCAACUUCAUCUCCACCAGCAGCAGCAGCAACAGCAACAGCAGCAGCAGCAGUCGCAGCACCAGCAACAGCACCAACAGCAGCACGCCCAGCAACUGCAGCACCAACAGCUGCAACAGCAACACGCCCAGCAGCAUCAGCAGCAGCAGCACCAUCUCCACCAGCAGCACCAGCAGCUGCAUCACGAUCCGCAGCAGCAGCAUCCGCAGUACCAUCCGCACCAGCUGCACGCCCAUGCCCUGCCGCACCAGCAGCAGCAGCAACAGCAGCAACAACAGCAGCAGCAGCUGCACGGCGAUCCCGACGACGAGGAGGUGGAGAACGCACGGCUGGAGCAGGUGCGUCGCAAGCAGAACGCCCAGCUGAGCCUGGUCGAGUCCUUCCUCACCACCACCGCCCAGCGAUUGAGUGCCCAGCAGCAGGUGCAACAGGUGGUGGCGGCUGCGGCAGCGGUCUCAGCGAUGGCCGGAGCCGGCGAGGAUCCCGCCAAACUGGGCCACAUGAUGGGCCACAUGGGCGUCGGUGUGGGCGUGGGCAUGGACGAGGAGGAGGACGACGACGAGGACGACGACGAUGGUGGCGGCGGUGGUGGCGGUGGCGGCGGCUCGGCUGUGCAACACCAUCCGCACGUUCACGCCCACCAAGCGCACCACUCGCACGUUCAUGCGCACGCCCACCCGCACCACGCCCACUCGCACUCGCACGCACACCCGCACCAGCAUCCCGCCGGCCAGAGCGCGGGCCAGCAGGACUACCGCCAUGCGGCCGCCAUGAACGCCGCUCUCGGCCAAAAUCUGGUCGUCAGCAAGGGCAGCAAGAAGUGGAUCCAGGAGGUGCAGGACUCCAGCGAUGUCGGUGGCGAGGGAGCGGGCGGUGGAGGCGGUGGCCCGGGCGACAGCGGUGGCCCUGGUGGUGGUGGUGCCUGUGGCCAGUUGGCCGGUGGUUCCGGUCCAGGUCCGGAUCUGGGAUUCGCUGUGCCGCCGAGCGCCGUCGAUGAGCAUAGCAAACUGCUAGGCCAGAACCGUGACUUCCUCGCCCGCCUGAUGAGCAGUGCCAGCGCCAGCCACGCCCAUGCUCACGCCCAUGCCCAUGCCCACGCCCACCAGCCGCAUCAGCCGCACCAGCAGCACCAGCACAGCGCCCACAGCCGCGAGGAGGACGAGAACAGCUCCUUCCUGGACGUCGUCGAGUCGAACAACAAUGCUGCAGCCGCCGCCGCCGCAGCAGCGGCCAUGUCGCACUACGGCGGCGGAGCAGGCAGCGGGAGCGCGGGCGGUGGCAGCGGCGGACAAACGCCAACGGGUCCUGCGACCGGCGGCGGUUCCGUUGCCGGCGGCGAUGAGCCCCAGAUGCAGAUGAACUCCCUGGCCCACUCGCAGUCCUUCAUGAGCUCCUUCUACAACAACGCCAAUGCCCGCGUGGGCGGAGUUGGCGGCGGCGUGGGCGUGGGCGUCGGCGGUGGCUCCUCGUCGGCCAGCAUGCUCGUGGAGGCAGCCCUCAACUCCGUUGGCAAUAUGAUUGACAGCGAGAGCAGCGACCUCAAGGUUCCCACCGACAACCACAUAAACAGCGACAGUCCCAUGAGUGCCCACGUGGAUCCCGAGUCGCAGCGCUUUGGAGCGGGCAGUGCCGGUGGAACGGGUGGAGGAGGCGGUGGUGGCGGCGGAGGAGGAAGCAGCGGGGGAUCUUCGGGCGGGGCGAAUGGAAGUGGCAUCGGUGGCGGCAUGGACAACCUGGAGAACGAGCUAAAGAUGAUGAAGAAUCUGGGCAGCUUUCCGAUGCAGAUACCACCGCUGCCAAUGUUCCAGGGUGCCUGCAAUAUAUCGCCCAGCGCCUCGACGCCGACGAAUCCGCAGAGUAACCAGAAUCAGAACGAUGUGGACGUGGAUGCGGGCAGCACGCCCCGUCCGCAGCACCCGGACUCAGAUGGCUUCUCCUCGUCGCACCACCGCACACCGCCAUCGCCACCGCCGAUAUCACCGGGUCGAGAUUACGGCGGUAUGUUUGGCGCUGGCAAUGGCGGCGGUGGUCCCGGAUCGAACAGCACUCCGGCGGGCAGCUCAAGCGGCGGCGGCGGAGGAGGAGGCGGUGGUGCCGGUGGAGGCGGGGCCAACAGCAUGUCCGCCUCAUCGCCACUACCCGCCCUCCAACCGCAGAGGAGGAACGCCUCCAGCGUGGGCAGCACCUAUCCGGAACACGAGCUCAUCUCGCCCGCCUCAUCGCCGAGCAUACCGCGCUACAACUUCAACGGCGACAUGAUGCGCCACAAGCGGGCGGUCCAAGAGCAGGAGCACCAGGAGCGCCAGCGGCAGAACAUCUCGCGGCACAACCAGAUGUCCAGCGACGAAGAGAACAGCAUAAUGCCACAGAACAGCGCUGGCCAGGAUAUGCGCAUGAAGUUCCCGCAAUCGCAGAUCGACCUGAUGUACUCGAAGUACGAGAGCAUGGCCAGCAACCUAAAGUACAACAGCCAGGACUUGGACUCGCCGGCGGAGUACCGCCAGGGUGGCGCCGGCAACGGUGGCAAUGCGGCGGCCAGCGCAGCAGCUGCUGCGGCAGCGGCGGCCAGUGCCGCCAACGAUCUAUCCGAUCUCCAGGGACUGGACAUGAGCUCCAGAUCGAAUGCGGCGAGCAGCAAUUACCAUCACAACUUCCAGUUGCCGAGCAGUCGUUACCAUCACCACAUCUACGACAUACUCUCCGAUCGCGAGCAGCAGAGCCAGCAGGCUCAGCAGGCGGGCGGUGCGGUGGUGGGCGGCGGUGGCGGUGGUGGUGCCGGUGCCGCUUCGGUUGUGCACCAACAGGAGCACGGUCAUGGCCAGCACCAUGCGAUGCAGCAGCACCAGCAGUCGGCGGCCGCCAUGCACAACAUGCUCAGCGAGCAGCUGGGCGAGCAGGAGCACGACCAGACCACAUCGGUGGAUCUGAGCCGCACGGCCAACUAUGUCGUGUCGUCGCCACCGCAACUACCCUACAACCAUCCCACGCAUCACGAUAUGCUGCGCAUGGCCUCGCUGGAUCUGACACCGAAUACGGCCAACAUGGCGGUGGGCAACAAUCGCUCAUUCCUCUCCUCGCAGAUGCAGCACCAGAGUCGCGAGAGCUUGGAGCACCAUCGACUGCUGUCGACGGUGGAGCAGCAUCGCAUACUGGCCGCCUCGAAUGCGGCCGAUCAGCACCGCCUGCUGGUGGAUCCCACGGCCCAUCUGCUGAUGGAGCAAAACAAUCGAUUGCUGGGCACGGCGGAUCAGUCACGCCUCCUGGGCGAAUCGGCGGCGGCAGCGGCCCAAAAUCGCCACAUGGCCAGGAGCUUUGGAGCCUACCAUCAGGUGGCGUCUAGUAAUUACCAUCCGGGCGUUAGGCCACCGCCCGUUCUGCCAUCCGCCAACCAUCACGCCUCCAAUCCGUCGAACUACCAUCCCUUCCCCGCCUACUACUAAUCGGAAAACGGAAAUUGCGUAUCGGGAACAGGGACGUUCGGAUUAAAGUGCACUUUGUGGGCUCCAAGUGGAGGACAUCCUGAACCGCGCCAGCGAAAUGCAGUAGUUUAAUUCAUAGUUUGUUUUUUUUUUCCGAAUAGUCCUUUUGUUUUUUGCAGAUUUCAAAGAACCUAUACUUGAUAAUAUGUAUUAUAAUGCAUAAUAGUUCUCAAUAAAGGGUUCGCAAACACAAAUUUAAAUAAAUGAAAAGAUAAGACGAUGUUACGAGACCCCAUAUUCUUUUUACUGAUUUUUUAAAAAUAGUUUAAGAAUUCAUUUUAAUGUACCUUCAAGCUGCAACUGCGAUUAUUUAUUUUACAAUUUCUGUCUAGUCAAAAAGUAUGUGCAUUUUAAGCGAUUUACUGAAUCAUCUGAAACGAAAUUAUAAAGUUUCGAAUGUUCAUUUCGAAAUGUGUGCCAAUACGUCUAAGUGUGUUUUAUGUUUUGCUUCUCUGGCAUUCGACGGCUGGCAAGUCGAUUUUGUAUUUGUACACAAUAAUAAGAAAAGAAAUAUGUAUAGUUGUAUAGGAAGCAUAAUUACUAUAAAUAUAUAUAUAUAUAUAUAUAAAUAUAACCCAGAUAUGAAUGCGACAGAAAACAUAAAUAACGAUAAAAAACAUAAGCCUGAUGAGAACAUUUUUUUAAACGCAAAUUCGCCGCUGAGUUUGGAUAGAAAAAAAAAGGUAUAAAUGAUAUAAGAAACGAUGUUGAUAAUAAUAUUUUUACACCAAGUGAAAGUAAAUGCAUAUAAACGAGUACAAAGUGUUACAAGUGGGCGGAAACUCCAAGAUCCCCAAAAUUCGGCUUUCCAAUCCCCAUCUUCAGCUUUUCCCAUCCCAAAACUGCAAACUCAGCGAUCCAAAGAAUACGAGUAUAAAAAAAAGCGGCACAAGAAGAUGCACACUAUAUAAGUAAAGCAGAAUAUGCAUAGAUACAAUACGCGACCGAUCAGGAACUUAGCUCAAGCAUCUUAACACUUAACGGAAUGAGUAUUCGAGUAUUCGAAGUCUUUUUUUUGUACUUUUUAAUUAUAAAUAAUACGUAUCCAGUAUGGCAUAGGGGCUAUAUAUCGAUAUAAACUACCCAUAACUGUACUAAAUGGUAUUUGUACAACUAAGUUAUGAUUUAAUGUAAAUUAUUAAAUUUAUAUAAGAGCGUAGAUGGCGAUAAAGGAGAGGAAAUACAGCAUAAUGAAACGAGAUAUACACCACAUACAACAAAUGAAAAUAAAAAAAUAAUAAAUAAAAAACAAAAAACCAAAAACCAUGAUAAUAACUAUAAACAAACACACUCAGACACAAAGAGAGAAGGGGAGAGAGAUCGCUGAUCUGAUCCACAUGAUAUAUAUACACCUAUAUAUGCAUAUGG
Molecule: messenger RNA, 9809 nt
Organism: Drosophila mauritiana
Lineage: Eukaryota; Metazoa; Arthropoda; Insecta; Diptera; Drosophilidae
Exons: 9
Coding region: 384-8402 (2672 amino acids)
Source: RefSeq, a predicted model, not a curated record